Messenger RNA from Hibiscus syriacus, 747 nucleotides. RefSeq lists its product as uncharacterized. The transcript is spliced from 4 exons. NCBI's taxonomy places the organism in Eukaryota, Viridiplantae, Streptophyta, Magnoliopsida, Malvales, Malvaceae. Bases 206 to 592 code for a protein of 128 amino acids. The record is from RefSeq and is a predicted model, not a curated record.
ACGAUAUAACUUCUGAUAAGUUUAUAAGUUUUAUUAUUCGGUAUCAAAUCUCAAUUUUGAUAAGAAACCAUAAAAGAUGAAAAGGGUUUCUCGAAAUUCUCAUAGGCAAUAUAACAGUUAAUCUGUUGAUGAAGAAGCCAGGGCUAGAAGAAAGCAUCAAAACCUACUGCAUGAGUUCUUGGAAUUGCAGAAGGAAUUUGUUUCGAUGAAGAACAAAUUGGAGACGGUUAACCAGAUGCAAGGAACCCUUUUGAAUGAAGUUCGAUUCUUGAGACAGAGGUACAACUAUUUAUCAAUGAUCAAGUCUCAAGAAUAUGAACUACAAGAAGAUUCUGUUCAAUCACAAAAUCCCUACCUGCAAAGCAAAAUGGCUAAGAAGCAUGGUGUCAAUGAAUCUAUUGAGAGGAGACUGAGAUCUCUUCCUGAUUCACAUCCAAAUGCGGUUCAUGAGGAAGAGAGCGGGAGAAGUCAUGUAGAUGUUCAGGCGGCGUCGGGAAAAUGGAAGAAGCCAAAAAUGCGUUUGAUCAAUGGCAAAAGAGUUGGGAAGAGGAAAAUCUCAUGGCAAGAUCAGGUGGCUUUGAAGGUCGUCUAAAUGUGAUAAUAUAAUAAGUAUUGUUUGCACUCGCAGGUUAGCAGGAUUAACUGUCUCCCUGCUAAAACUUUUGAUUGUUAUUGAUACAGAUUAGUACUAUCAUUGUCUUACCCUUACUUCUUCAAAACUGUAAAUCAGGGAAAUUUUGCUCAGUU